AUGUUCCGGCUGCGUCAGCAUCGAGUUUCUGCGUCCGGCGUCUUCACAAUCCGACUUUAUAACCUUGACCGCCUCCAUGUCAGCUCGUCAAAUACUCCUCACCUUGCAGUCGCUAUGCAGCAGCCUACUUGCAGCGGACUCCGCGUAGAGUCUCUUGCAGACUCCCAUGUCAUAUUCCACGCUGUGAUGCUAGGCAUCCUUCCUAUGGUCGUCCGGCGCCUAGAUCCAGAUGAGAGGCAGCUCAUACACCCGGGUUGUGUCUUUGUAUGGGAGGAACGUUGCCCGCUCGCUCAAGCUACCGGAACAGGUAUGGAACGCUGGACCGACGGAAGACGCUGGGGGCCUUCUCGAGUUCGGGAUGAGUUUCUGCUCUAUCAGGAAGUGCUUCCGGAGCUGGACGCCGAUGAAGAAGUCUCGCACCGCCAGCUGCGAAAUCGCCUAGUCAAGAAAUCCUAUUCCGUGCUUGUCGACCUGGAGAGGGGGCGUCGGAAGUGGCACCUCGUGGCGUAUUACACACAAGAUAGCCUCGAACGCCUGCACACCAUCGCCGACAUCCCGACGCUGGCCGCACUUCGUGGUUACGUCCCAGAAGGCAAAUACAUGACUGCGCGAUCGUCGAAGGUGCGCACUCGCGCAGAGAAAGGAGGGGCUUCUCAGGUCGCCAAUCAGGUGUCAGUAUUCUCUGAACCACCCGGUCCUUAUGAACCAGCACCCGGAGCCCCGCCUUCUCCUGAUUCAUACUCUGCAGCCUUCCCAGAGUCGAAGCCCUCUCCCACACCCACAGCACUCAGCACGUCGGUCCGUCUGCCCGACAUUCAUCAGGCGCAGUCGCCGGUACAGCGCCGCCGAAGCGCGUCGCAGGACCUCGCACCUCUGGUCUAUCUAAAAACGCUGCCCUACAUGCCACGCCAUCCGAUCGACGCCGUUGCCCUGCGAUCGUUUGAUCGUGCGAUGUUCUGA
Molecule: messenger RNA, 960 nt
Organism: Sparassis crispa
Lineage: Eukaryota; Fungi; Basidiomycota; Agaricomycetes; Polyporales; Sparassidaceae
Exons: 6
Coding region: 1-960 (319 amino acids)
Molecular function (GO): DNA binding
Source: RefSeq, a predicted model, not a curated record